AUGAAAAAUCAUGUGACAUUAGAUAAUAUAACGACAAUUCAAUUUGAUCAUGGGUCUGUUGAAAAUAGAAACGAAUGGUUAAUUCAAGCAUUACCUAAUUUAAAUCAUUUGAUUUUAUCAACUGUUGAUUUACCUUCUCCAGAUAGUCAAUCAGCUGAUCUACUUAAUAAAAGAAUUCGACGAUUAGAUAUUGACUCAACAGAUUCUCUACUUGAACAAUUAACAGAAAUAAGUUAUGAUUAUUUUUCAAAUGUUGAACAUAUAUAUUUUAAAGUGAAACAUGGGCUUGAUAACGGAUUUCAAAAUUAUGCAGAUAUUGUUAAAAAAAUAUUGAAGAAUUUCAAAAGUUUAGAAAGAUUAAUAAUUCGUAGUUUUUCAGGCACUGCGACCUUACGCAGUAUUAGAGAUUUAACCAACAUUCUUGAGCAUUCUGAUAUGAUAGAAAUUAAGAAAAAAUUUCAAAUGAAACAGUUUGAUGGAUGGGUCUUAUUUUUAAAAGAUGGAUAG
This is a messenger RNA of Adineta steineri, 507 nucleotides long. NCBI's taxonomy places the organism in Eukaryota, Metazoa, Rotifera, Eurotatoria, Adinetida, Adinetidae. The record is from the annotation of a GenBank genome assembly.